AUGUCUGGCUACGAAGAUCCAGAAAAGAAGGAGACGGAUGGGGGUUCGCUCGCAGGGACAGUGACUGGUCCACUGUAUAGCGAUCCCGAAGCAGGAGGUAAGGGGGAGAAGGCGGGCGAGGGGCUGAUCAUCAUUGAUGGAGAGGUGAACAAGGGCGAGGGAGCAGUCAAGCGGACACUAGAGCAGCGCCACAUGGCAAUGAUCGCCCUCGGUGGUGCGAUAGGGACAGGUCUGUUUGUCGGAUCAGGAUCGGCUCUUGCUACUGGAGGACCGGUCGGUGUCUGGCUGGGUUACAUCUUCAUGGGGUCCAUGGUGUACUCGAUGAUGGUUGCGCUCGGAGAGAUGGCUUCGCUGUUCCCUGUUGCUGGUGGUUUCACCCACUAUGCUGCUCGAUUCGUUGACCCGGCUCUUGGCUUUGCAACUGGUGUCAACUACUGGUAUUCAUAUGCUAUCACCAUCCCAGUCGAAAUCGUCGCGGCCCAGAUCGUCAUCUCCUAUUGGGACAAGACGACCCAUGCGGCCGUAUGGAUGACGGUCUGCUUCGUUCUCAUCCUGGCCAUCAAUUUCCUCGGAGCGCGGGCAUACGGAGAAGCCGAAUUCUGGUUCUCCUCCAUCAAGGUCGUCACCAUCGUCGGUCUCAUCAUUCUCGGUAUUAUCCUUAUGGCUGGCGGCGGACCGAACCACGACCCUAUCGGAUUCCGAUACUGGAUUGACCCGGGACCUUUCAACCAGCUCUCGCUUGGUGGAGAUGGGGCGUAUGUUCCCGGUGCUUGGGGCAGGUUCCUCGCUUUCUGGGCGUGUCUCGUUCAGGCUGCUUUCUCUUUCAUCGGUACCGAGAUCAUCGCGACCACGCUUGGAGAGGCCAAGAACCCCCGCAAGACCGUCCCCAAGGCCAUCAAGCGGGUCUUCUGGCGUAUCCUCGUGUUUUACAUCGGCGGUAUCUUCAUCAUCUCCGUGCUGGUCAACUAUGAUAACCCCAUGCUCCUCAACGGAUCUGGAGACGCCAGCGCCUCGCCAUUCGUCAUCGCUAUCAACAACGCCGGUAUCGCCGCUCUUCCUUCCAUCAUCAACGCGGUUAUUUUGACCGCCGCAUGGAGCGCUGGAAACUCGGACCUGUACGCCGCUAGCCGGACCCUCUACUCUUUGGCCCUCGAACACCAGAUGCCCGCUGUUCUCAGGCGGUGCACAAAGCGCGGACUGCCAAUCUGGUGUGUCGUCAUUACCGGCGCUUUCGGACUUCUGUCGUACAUGAACACUGGUGGCGAUACCGCUGUUACCGCUUUCAACUGGCUGUACAACGUCAGCUCCAUCACAGGGCUUGUGACCUGGUGGGGAAUCUUGCUCUCGUACAUCCGAUUCUACCACGGAUUGAAGGUCCAGGGUAUCAGCCGAGAGGGGUUCCCCUACAAGGCGCCAUUCCAGCCCUACUUCUCAUACUACGGAUUCAUCUGCUUCACCUUGAACGGCUUUGAGGUAUUCCUCGAGGGAAACUGGGACACCAGCACUUUUAUCGCUGCCUACAUCACGAUCCCCAUAUUUGCUGGCUGCUGGAUCGGAUGGAAGUUGACCAAGAAGACCAAGUGGGUCAAGCUGGCCGAGAUGGACUUUAUCACUGGUCGGCGAGAGCUGGACGAGAUGGAGGAGCGGGACGCCGAGACUUACAAGGCGGAUACCAAAUUCCAGAAGGUAAUGGGUAUCUUGUUUUAG
This is a messenger RNA of Dioszegia hungarica, 1707 nucleotides long. Its product is annotated as putative amino acid transporter. NCBI's taxonomy places the organism in Eukaryota, Fungi, Basidiomycota, Tremellomycetes, Tremellales, Bulleribasidiaceae. Gene Ontology annotation, molecular function: amino acid transmembrane transporter activity. Gene Ontology annotation, biological process: amino acid transmembrane transport. Gene Ontology annotation, cellular component: membrane. The record is from RefSeq and is a predicted model, not a curated record. Bases 1 to 1707 code for a protein of 568 amino acids. The transcript has 12 exons.